Molecule: messenger RNA, 1689 nt
Organism: Clonostachys rhizophaga
Lineage: Eukaryota; Fungi; Ascomycota; Sordariomycetes; Hypocreales; Bionectriaceae
Source: the annotation of a GenBank genome assembly
AUGAUUGUCCAAGACCACCAAAUUCCAGCUUCAGCUUCAGCUGAUGCCACACUAAAAAAAGGGGAACAAGUAACUGAUACUAUGCUCGUUAAUGGGUCCGACGGUCAUGCCGAGAGCCUGACAUCCGCAGACCGACAAAGAACCAUCGUUGGCUUUCGUUGGAUCGUUAUCUGUAUUGCCAUAUUUUCGGCCAACCUACUCUAUGGCCUCGAUACGACGAUUGCGGCCGAUAUUCAGGGGGCCAUAUCUGAAACCUUCAAUAAUGUCACGCAGCUGGGUUGGCUAGGCGUCGGGUUCAACCUCGGUUCUACGGUUGCCAUUUUGCCUGUUGGUAAAGCGUACGGCAUCUUUGACACCAAGUGGUUGUACAUAAUCUGCCUGAUUAUGUUUGCUGCUGGGAGCGCUCUAUGUGGCGGCGCGCCUAAUAUGAAUGCUAUGAUCGUGGGGCGAAUAUGGGCUGGGGUUGGAGGUGCUGGCAUGUAUCUUGGAACCUUGAAUCUAGUGACAACACUAUGUGCCCCCAGCGAAGUCUCGGUUUAUGUUGGACUCAUUGGCUUCGUGUAUGGAGGAGGCUGCAUCUUGGGUCCAAUCGUUGGCGGGCUCCUCGCUGACAGCGCAGCCUCUUGGAGAUGGGCAUUUUAUCUGAACCUGGUCAUUUUCGGAGCUAUGGCCCCUGUUUACUUCUUCAUGCUCCCUUCGGUACCAAGACAGGUUGACCGCACAUUCAACCAGAAGAUCUUUUCACUUGACUGGGCCGGUACUGUCCUCAGCGCGGCAAUGUACACAUGCUUUGUCCUAGCUUUUGCAUUCGGGGGGGUGGCGUGGGCAUGGAACGAUCCCCGCGUCAUAUCACUCAUAACCCUCUCCGCACUCUUUCUAGUUGCCUUUGGCACCAGCCAGCGCCUCGCUCUUUUCACCAACUUGGCUGACCGUCUGUUUCCCUGUGAUUUCUUGGGCGACCUUCAGCUUGUAUUGCUCUAUGUCUGUAUGGCGUGUGGUGGAGCGGCGUUGUUUGUGUCAAUCUACUACAUCCCGCUAUACUACCUGUUCGUUCAUGGGGAUACUGGCCUGGAAGCUGCCAUACGCUUACUCCCGUUCAUCUGUGUGUACGUUGCAGCCGUGUUGAUGGCUGGGUACGCAAUACCAAAGACGGGGUACCACAUGAUUUGGUAUCUCGUCAGUGGGAUAUUUCUUACGGCAGGCGGAGCGGCCAUGCUUACUGUGAGUCCUAAAACUCCGGACGCGCACGUCUAUGCAUUCUCUGUGCUGAUUGCGCUUGGCUUGACUGUAUGCCAAGCGAGCUACUCCAUCGCGGCGCAGUUGGUGAAGCCGGGGCGGGAGCCAGAGUCAAUCCAGUUCUUGAACAUCAGCCAGGGCCAGAGCCAGUUGCUAGGGCUAGCGAUUGCAAGUUCCGUUUUUCAAAGUAUAGCGUUCAAUGGCAUGAAGACCGUAUUAGAUGGUAUGGGGUUCUCGGACGCGGAGAUUCAGACGGCUAUUGCAGGAGCAAAGAGUGCCUUAUUGGAACGGGUCGAUGAUGAGGUGAGACAAAGGUGCACUGAGGUCAUCGUUCAGGCAGUAAGGUAUGAAUGGGUGCUCGUGAUCGUAGCGGGAAUCUUGCAAACCAUUUGCUCAUGCUUCCUCACACGGAAGCGAAGCACGGCUGGCCAGUUUAAAGAGGCGGCCAACUAG